Molecule: messenger RNA, 1235 nt
Organism: Etheostoma cragini (Arkansas darter)
Lineage: Eukaryota; Metazoa; Chordata; Actinopteri; Perciformes; Percidae
Gene: smim29
Product: small integral membrane protein 29
Exons: 5
Coding region: 469-777 (102 amino acids)
Source: RefSeq, a predicted model, not a curated record
ACAGGUCUAUUGUAGCUCGUUCGAAAUCAACCUCGUCUUGAUGCAGAAGGCUAGUUUCAGCUUGCAAACAACUUGUCAGUAACGCUACUGCUGUCGUCCAGGACAGCUAACGGUAACGUCAACUGUAGAACGUUAGCUUGUAACGCUGGCUAAUAGGUUUAUAGCCGUAAUGUGAAGCUUUUAAACGGGAAAAUAAAUUGACAACAGUUGGUAUUAUAUUUAAGUCUGCUUGCGGCUGCCACACGAGCAUAUAUCACCAAGUACCAGGAAACCAACUAACCGCAGCAAGUAAAGUGUCUUUUACGAUUUCUCCCUGAUUAAGAAGGGCACCAUGUGGAAGUCACAUGAACGAGAAGGAUGAGGCAGCCCGAGGAGAGAGCACACUGUCAGUCAUAGCGAGGGGCUUUGCUGCUUGCAAAGGCCCUGCACGAGCAGCAGCCUGUGUCCCCCAUCUCCUGAACAUAUGCAAUGAACACCACUACUGAGCCCCCUGCCAUCAUAGAUGGGGAUGUGGCAGUCAGCUAUGUGUUGGUGCCAUUUUUCCUCAUCACUAUUAUUGGAAUAGCUACAGCUGUGGUCAUGUACAUUCGUAGAAAAAGGAGAAUUGACAGACUUCGUCAUCAGCUGUUACCAGUGUACACAUAUGAUCCAUCAGAGGAACUUAAUGAAGCCGAGCAAGAAAUGCUGUGGAGAGAGGAGGAUACAAGGAUUGUACAAGGUUGGGCCAAAAGUUAUCAACAGCGACGCCCUCUUCUGACCAAAGACGUCAAUGCAUGAUGGCAGUAGACCAUGGCGGAGUGGAGAAAACUUUCGGCCACAGAGAUGAGUCAUUCUUCCAAGUCAUGCACAAGAUUUUCUUUGUUUGAUUUUUCGUUGCCACCGUUUGUCCGGUAUGUCUGGUUUGUAUGUACGGACAGGGGGACAAUGCCAAUCCUGUGUGCCUAACAGAUGCAGUAUCAUACAUAUAUUUAUUUGAAAUUAUUUAUUCAAACUCUUUUCUUACUGUGGUGUUCAGCAACAUGACUCAAAGUUUCGAAAGGUGGAAUCUCACCAAAGAUAAAGGUUCCUGUAGGUUUCUGCUGUUGUUUACAUUCAUUGUGUUGUUGUGGGCGACAUGCGGCGAGCGCUAAUGUUCCUGUGGGUUACACAUGGCAGAUGCACGGACUGACGGGGGUUUGUGAUCACGGGUUGCUGUGCUGUUUGCAGUGCAUUAAGAACAAUUAUGGCUUCUUUGA